Messenger RNA from Stomoxys calcitrans (stable fly), 1071 nucleotides. It is a transcript of the gene Polr3F, whose product is annotated as probable DNA-directed RNA polymerase III subunit RPC6. The record is from RefSeq and is a predicted model, not a curated record. Gene Ontology annotation, biological process: transcription by RNA polymerase III. Bases 131 to 1012 code for a protein of 293 amino acids. Gene Ontology annotation, cellular component: RNA polymerase III complex. Lineage: Eukaryota; Metazoa; Arthropoda; Insecta; Diptera; Muscidae. The transcript has 4 exons.
AUAGUUUUAAUCACUGUUGUGGGGGUAGUGUAAUUUUAAACUUUUACCUUGGUGGCUUUAUCUUCAAUUUUUUUAAAACUAUUUUCGCCGACAUUUAACUUUUCUCCAGAUUCCACUUCAUCAUCGUAUUAUGUCUGGUGAUGAUGUAUCUCAUCAAAUUUUGGCUGUCAUCCAAGCUGUUCCAGCUGGCGCCACCAACGAGGAUUUGGAAAAACAAUUGCCCGACAUUACAGCUGCCAUCCGUGUUGAAGGUUUAAAUAAACUUCUUAAACAAGGAUCCAUAGAAGUGUUGAAGAAGGGUGACAAACUUGUCUACAGGUCGAAGGAUCCCAAGAAGAGCGUUCUACCAAAGGAUGCUGACAAUGAAGAGAAGAUCGUAUAUGGCAUUAUUGAAGAAGGUGGCAGUAAAGGCAUAUGGAUUCGAGACAUACGCAUACAAUCCAACUUAAAUAUGACGCAACUCAAUAAGAUAUUGAAAAAUUUGGAAACCAAGAAACUUAUAAAAGCUGUGAAAUCAGUCAACGCAAGUAAAAAGAAAGUUUAUAUGCUUUACAACCUUGAACCGGAUCGUUCGGUGACCGGUGGAGCUUGGUAUCAGGACCAAGAUUUUGAAGCUGAGUUUGUUGAUGUUUUAAAUCAACAGUGUCUACGUUUCUUACAAAUGAAACGUGAUAAUGCCGAAAAGAAACGUGAAGGUCCUUUGACAUUUAAACAGAUGUCAUGCUGCACGGUUAAAGAAGUUCACAAAUUUAUAUCUGAUUUGGGCAUUAGUAAGGUUAAUUUGGAUGAGGACGAUUUAGAAACUAUUCUCAAAACAGUGGUCUAUGAUGGUAAUGCUGAAAGAAUUUUAAUGUCUGAUGGUAGUCGAGUAUAUAGAGCCAUAAAUUCUCCAUUGGCUCCUCCCGGUUUAGUGCAAAUGCCAUGUGGUAUAUGCCCAGUUAUUAAGAAUUGUUCAACGUUUGGCGAUGUUACUCCUACUAAAUGCCAAUACAUGAGGGAAUGGCUUGAUUAAAGAGUUGGUUAGAUUCACAUAAAAAAUAUACGAAAUAUUCGUAACAAAUGAAAUGAAAA